UCGCAACGAUGGACCAGUCAAAGGAUGGGGCCAAGGUAACCUUCGAGGAAGCUCUCAAUAGAACAGGCUUUGGACUAUACAGCUACCUAGUUGUAAGCCUCGCGGGAUUCAUUGUGAUAGCGCUGGUGUGCAUCGCGUUCGGCACCACGAUCAUCAUUCCCACCAGUGCCUGCGAGCUGGGCACCACCUCCUCGCAGCGAGGGAUGCUAGCUGGUGCACCAGUUGUAGGACUGAUACUUGGAGCAGUACUAUGGGGUUACCUGGCGGACAUGUUUGGAAGGCGAUACACUCUCAUGAUAUCCCUGCUCGCUGCAGCGACGGUCAACGCCCUCGCCAGCAUUUCAGUCAACUGGCUGAUGCUCAUGUUUCUGCAGUUCUUCGCCACUUUCCUAUGUGCGGGUCAGUUUCCUCAAGCUAUGACAAUCGUUAGCGAGAGUGUUCCAAUGGGCAAGAGAAAUUUAUCUAUCUUGCUAGUCGGCAGCAUAUUCUUACUAGCCCAAGGACUUAUGGCAGUGUUAGCGAUACCAAUAAUACCGCUCACCUUCUCUUACUAUUUGCCAAGUCUUGGCAUCUACUGGAACUCCUGGAGAACACUUUUGCUGGUGUACUCUUCGCCUAGCCUGCUCUCCGCAUUGUGGCUAUAUUUCAUGUGCGAGAGCCCCAAGUUCCUGUUUUCGAAAGGCCGAGAAACGGAGGCGAUGGAAGCGUUGACAAAAAUGCACAGACUUAAUAAUUUUGGGUCAAACACUGAACUUCAAAUAAAAGGUGGAAUCCUGUUAGAACCAGCUGAGGGUGGGGAAUCCAAUUCAGGCAAAACAACGUGCGCACCGUUGUUCAAGUCGCCCUUAUUGAAGUCUACCAUUAUCAUGACCAUUUUAUUCUUAUUCCAACAAAUACCAGCGUUUCUGAUCUGGCUACCAACCAUUGCCGCCCAGUUCGUGCAGAUACUGGAGACGGGCGAGGGCUCGAGUCUCACAUUAUGCGGUAUCAUCAGGAAAAGCAUGGACUCACCUCCUGACCCUGAUGAUUCCUGCGCCUUAAAUGUGACAUCACUUUUAAUCGUACUGGUGGUUGGAGCUAUACAGUCGCUGGCAAAUGUAUUCAUAAGCUUGAUUAUCAAUUUCACCGGCCGCCGUAACAUGGUUAUGUUUAUCACCGCCCUCUGUGGCGUUUGUGGCAUCCUCGUCAACCUGAUACCCAACGCCAUCGCCAGCGGCGUGGUGUUCUUUAUUUUCCUCAUCGGCAUCGUUACUUCGGGCCUGUACACUGCCAUCGCUGUCGCAUUGUUCCCCACUUCUCUUAGAACUCUAGCUGUAGCCUUGAUCAUGACAGGGCAUCGAAUUGGGUCCUUCGCGUCUGUGCAAAUCGUCAAUCUACUGUUCGAAACUAACUGCGAAGCUGGUUUUUACGUGUAUGCGUCUAUAUUUGCCUCCUCCGCCGUGAUAGCAGCAUUUUUAGUCGACGAUCGGAAACUUGUGCAAGAACGCGACGAUGACGCUACAAAGUUGUAG
This is a messenger RNA of Pararge aegeria (speckled wood butterfly), 1511 nucleotides long. RefSeq names its product putative transporter svop-1. Gene Ontology annotation, molecular function: transmembrane transporter activity. Gene Ontology annotation, biological process: transmembrane transport. The coding region runs from base 9 to 1511 and encodes 500 amino acids. The transcript has 11 exons. Lineage: Eukaryota; Metazoa; Arthropoda; Insecta; Lepidoptera; Nymphalidae. The record is from RefSeq and is a predicted model, not a curated record.